Molecule: messenger RNA, 2421 nt
Organism: Frankliniella occidentalis (western flower thrips)
Lineage: Eukaryota; Metazoa; Arthropoda; Insecta; Thysanoptera; Thripidae
Product: trafficking protein particle complex subunit 12
Exons: 8
Coding region: 253-2184 (643 amino acids)
Cellular component (GO): Golgi apparatus; TRAPP complex
Molecular function (GO): protein binding
Source: RefSeq, a predicted model, not a curated record
CUUCAGGCGUGAUCGCACGAUUCGUAUUGAAAUUGUAGUUCAGAAUUAUUCCGUCACUGCCUUCGCUUUAUUUUCUAGUUUAUGUUGUUUGUUGCUUGUGUUGUGUUGUUGAUGAGUGUUUUCAUUGAAAUUUCUUUAGAGGAGACGGAGGUUUCAACUGCUUGUUGAUUGAUUGAUUGAUAAGUCAAGUUGUUCUCUGCAACUUUGUCUGCUAUCUGUCAAAAGAAGUACUUUACUUUUCAAAAUCAAAAAAUGAAUUCAAAUCAGCCUCCAUCGUUGAAUCAGUAUUUCAACCAAGACACAGCCCCUGCUGUUUCUGGUGCCACAUUUUUUGACCAAAUAUCAUCUCCAACAUCUGGAACCCCAAUCGAUUCAGCCAUGAUGAAAAGUGUUCGAGAGACUGAUCCAGCUCAAGAUCUCUUCUCAUCGAAUGUGGUGAAACCAACGCAGCAGAACCCUGUCAACACAGUUUUCAGCAAUGCGUCACAAGCUGCUGCUACUCAUUUUCAUGAAAUUAGCUCAACAGGAAAAGGUGAACCAGCUGUGUGUAGGAUUUUUUCAGAACCUGAAUCUCCACCAUCCAACAUAUCUUCUGGAAAGAACUUUUUUGAUCUCAUAAGCUCUCCACCUUUGGGACCAACACCAGGAAUAGCAAUAGAUUUAAGUCUUCCUCCAAGUAGCUCAAGUAGUUUGCUAACUUCACCAGACUUUACAUCGACUGCAACCGAAGACGGUUUUAUAUCUACAAAUUCUUCAGUAGCUGCUACACCAACAGCCACUCAUGAUAUAUUAGCUUCGGAUGAUUCUUUCUCUAAAAGUGCUGGGUUCCGCCCUAAUGAGGCAGACAGGCGACGAGACGCAUGGAUUCCUUCGGAAAAAACUCGUCAAGCACUUAUUGCUAUGGCAACCUCAGCACCUGGAUCUUACAUUCCAGACAAAGAUAUGUUAACCAUGCCAGGUGUUUGUAUACAGGAAGAUAUGACUGAUUUAGUCACUGACAUGGUUCAACAAUACUUAGGGUCUGAAGAAGCCAGUAAAAGAAAGGUUUUGACAAUGCAAGAUGUCACCCAGGAUGAAAGAGGAUUACGGGAAUUAAUUCAGGCUGGUUGUUUUAGAGCAGCUGUCAAUUUGACAGGAAGACUUCUGACCAUUUAUGGACAAGGUGUUGGAAGGUCAGGGAAACCUAGUAAACAUACCUUACAUUCCAUUCAGCUUUGGUUUACACGCAUAGCACUUCUGGUGAAGCUAAAGCAGUUUUCUCUGGCAGAAACAGAGGCAGAAAGAUUCUGGGAUUUUGACCGCCCUGACCUCUAUUUCCCAUUUUACCCAGACUUGUAUGGGGGAAGGAUGGGCACUUUGAUUCCCUUUAAUUUUCGAUUGCUGCUAGCAGAACUUCCGUCACACACAGGGAAGCCAAGAGAAGCUUUAAAUAGACUCCAUUCUGUGUUAGCUACUGUUAGAAAGAUCUUGAAAAAUCUCGAGAGCGGACUCAGUGAGGAUGGAAGUCCUGCAGAGCUUAAUGCUGCAGAUUCUACUGAAUCCAAGCGCCUUUGGUCUAAUAGGGAAAUUAGGACUCUCCAUUCUAUUGUAAAUUGUUCUGUAUCCUGCAAGAACUAUAGCCUGGCUUUAGAAGUACUUGAACAGGUAUUGCAGAAAUCAAAUGAACUUCCCCCUCUUCACAGACGGGCUCUUCUCUCUGCUCUGGGACGGCUUCAUUUGCAGCUGGGUGAUGUAGUUGGGGCAGAACAGUACUUUUUAAGUGCUGGGAAUUUACAUAAACAAUCCACUGCAGCAAUAGAUGGGAAAAGUGCUCUCUCAAGUAAUACCCCAGAUCUUCGUGAAUUCAUUGACAGGGGUCUUUUAGCUGUUUCUCAAAAUGCUUUCCAUGAGGCAUUAGAAAGCUUUCAAAAAGCAGCUGACAUGGACCCUGCCAAUAUCAUGGUUUUAAAUAACAUGGCUGUAUGUCAUUUGUACCUGGGACGACUCAGAGAAGCACUAGCCAUCAUGGAAAAUGCUCUUACAAGCAACCCAACUCAGGGCUUACAUGAAGCCUUGCUUCUCAACAUGAGUACACUCAUUGAGUUUGAAUCAUCUCAUUGUAAUCAAAAGAAAUUAGGUUUAUUGAAAAUGUUGGCUAGAUACAAAGGUGAUGGUGUUUCUGUUGGUUGUUUAAAGCUCCAAUAACUUUAUUAUAUUUUAUUUAAAAAAAAAUAGCAAGUGAUUAUGGUUGUCCAGUCCAGUUUUCAGUCACUAAGUGAAUAUUAAAAUUUAGACCUAAGUUUUUAGAAAGUUUUUAGGUAAUGUUACUUCUGCUAUUGUUUCUUUCCAUUUUAAGUGUAUGCAAAUGUCUUAGAAAAUGUUUAUGUUGCAAUCCUUGUUGUGUUUUAAAAUUUUAAAAAAAUAAAUAGGGAAAAAACACUG